This is a messenger RNA of Adineta ricciae, 534 nucleotides long. NCBI's taxonomy places the organism in Eukaryota, Metazoa, Rotifera, Eurotatoria, Adinetida, Adinetidae. The record is from the annotation of a GenBank genome assembly.
AUGCAAUAUCCAACGAUGGAUCGCGCUUCUGCUUUUGCUCUUGGUCUUUUACCAAAUUUUGCUCCUGAUGCUGUUAAAGUUGUUAUCAGACUGGGUGAGAAAAUGUACGAAACCGCUAAAAAUGCUAAAGCAAAUAAAGGUACAUGUUUGCAAUUAGCUAUGCACGCUUGGGAGUCAAUUGAGAUCUUAUUGUACAUUCUCGGAGUUUCAGUACCAAGUCCUGCGUUUGAUCGAGCUGUUGAUACUUUAACGGACACUCUUUCAACUGGAGUUGAUCUUUUGAAAAAAUAUGUUGACACAACACCAAUUAUUCGAACAAUUUUAAGUAAUCGAUUCAAAAAACAAUUCGAUGAUUAUGAACAACGGUUGAAUAAUCAUAAAGAUCGACUUUUAUUUGCAAUGGUUGCUUAUACUUUUGGAUGGUUAAAUAAAAUUCAAACUCGACAAGGAAUUACUUUACCAUUAGUUGAACAAAAAAAUCAGACAACAUAUUAUCCAACAACACAAACACGAUUUCUGAAUCUUUCUUAUUGA